AUGGCAAGAAAGCAAGGAGAAGUGAUGUGGCCAAGAUUAGUGGCAAACAAGAUUCUACGAAAGCCAUUGGGAAGCAACAACUUUGUGACAGAUUUUCCAGGCAACGACGAUCCGGAUGGAUUAGUGCUGGAAGCACCAAGUUUUGAUCAACCGUCUUCCAACUCUACGUCCACCAUCUUCAAUCAUCACAAGGACACUAACACACACAAGUACAAGGUUUUUGUUAGUACAUGGAAUGUUGGUGGGGUGGAACCACAACAAGAUAUGAACAUCAAGGAUUGGAUUGACACAUCCUGUGACAUCUAUGUUUUCGGGUUUCAAGAAAUUGUUCCUUUGAAAGCCUCCAAUGUUCUGGGGUCUGAGAAUAGUAGCAUCUGCAUGAAAUGGAAUUCCUUGAUCAGAGAAGCUUUGAACAAGAAAACACACUACUACUCCCAAGACAAUUUGAAGCACGACAAACAUGAUCAUGAUGGAAACCCAAAUAUUAUCGAAAACAGCAAUAAUCCACGGGAAUUCCACUGUAUCAUAAGUAAGCAAAUGGUGGGGAUAUUAAUAUCAGUUUGGGUUCGAAGUAAUAUUCGUCCCUUUAUUCGGCAUCCAAAUGUCUCUUGUGUUGGCUGUGGCAUCAUGGGAUGCCUUGGAAAUAAGGGUUCUGUCUCAGUCAGAUUUCGGUUGCAUGAAACAAGUUUCUGCUUUGUGUGCACUCAUCUAGCUUCGGGAAGCAGAGAAGGAGAUGAGAAACUGAGAAAUUCUAACGUCGCCGAUAUAUUGUCCCGAACAAGUUUUCCUAGAGGCCCUUUGCUUGAUUUGCCACGAAAGAUCCUAGAUCACGAUCGAGUAAUUUUCCUGGGAGAUUUGAAUUAUAGAAUUGCCCUUCCAGAAGCAACGACGCGAUCAUUAGUGGAGAGAAGAGAAUGGAAUACCUUACUAAAACACGAUCAGUUGAUGAUGGAGCUGAAAGAGGGUCAAGUACUUGAAGGUUGGCAUGAAGGGGCAAUUCAAUUUGCUCCCACUUACAAAUAUUGUCCAAAUUCUAAUGUAUACUAUGGAUGUCGUCCUGGAAACAGAGGUGAAAAGAGGCGCGCUCCUGCAUGGUGUGAUCGGAUAAUUUGGUGCGGAAAAGGAUUGAAGCAACAUGAAUAUGGUAGAGGUAUAUCAAAAUUGUCAGACCACAGGCCUGUGAAGGCAAUAUUUACAGCUGAAGUUGGGGUUUUGCGAACAUUGAAAGGAUACCACAGCUUUUUUCUAUCAGAAAGAUUAGACAAAAUUUCAAGCCAGUUACAAGUAUCCUCCGCCGAUGCUUUUCUAUGUAAAGGUAGCACCAAAUCAAGAAGCUUCAAAACUUGA
Messenger RNA from Prunus dulcis (almond), 1347 nucleotides. Its product is annotated as type IV inositol polyphosphate 5-phosphatase 9. The record is from RefSeq and is a predicted model, not a curated record. Gene Ontology annotation, molecular function: phosphatidylinositol-3,4,5-trisphosphate 5-phosphatase activity; phosphatidylinositol-4,5-bisphosphate 5-phosphatase activity; inositol-polyphosphate 5-phosphatase activity. Lineage: Eukaryota; Viridiplantae; Streptophyta; Magnoliopsida; Rosales; Rosaceae. Bases 1 to 1347 code for a protein of 448 amino acids. The transcript has 8 exons. Gene Ontology annotation, biological process: phosphatidylinositol dephosphorylation.